CGCGUCCCGGCGCUGGGGCGGGGCACAGUAGGGCGGGAUAGAGGCCGGCACCGGGACCCGCCGCCGGGGCACUCCUAAGGGACCCGAGCGUGAAAGAUUCCGGCCCCAUCUCCACGACCAGGAGCGUUGCGAGUGAGUUCCCAAAGGAAGAGACGAGCGGCGCCGGGUGCCACGCACACAAUAUCUGAAAGAGAGGAAGCAUCACCACCUCUGGACACCCCCGACAAAAUGGCAGCUCUUGGACACACACUGCCCUUCUAUCCGGGUCCCAAGCCAACCUUCCCAAUGGACACAGCUUUGGCUGUUAUCAUCACCAUCUUUCUGGCUGCCCUGGUCACCUUCAUCAUCAUCCUGCCUGGCAUCCGUGGGAAGACGAGGCUGUUCUGGAUGCUGCGGGUGGUGACCAGCUUAUUCAUCGGGGCUGUGAUCCUGGCUGUGAAUUUCAGUUCUGAGUGGUCUGUGGGCCAAGUCAACACCAACACGACAUACAAAGCCUUCAGUCCCGAGUGGGUCAGCGUGGAUGUGGGACUGCAGAUCGGGCUCGGAGGAGUCAACAUCACACUCACAGGGACCCCAGUGCAGCAACUGAAUGAAACCAUCAACUACAAUGAGGAGUUCACGUGGCGCCUGGGUGAGAGCUAUGCGGAGGAGUACACGAAGGCACUGGAGAAGGGCCUUCCAGAUCCGGUACUCUACCUGGCUGAGAAGUUCUCCCCUCGGAGCCCAUGUGGCCUGUACAACCAGUACCGCCUGGCAGGACACUAUGCUUCAGCCAUGCUGUGGGUGGCCUUCCUCUGCUGGCUGCUGGCCAACGUGAUGUUGUCUAUGCCGGUGCUGAUUUACGGCGGCCACAUGCUGCUGGCUACUGGCCUCUUCCAGCUGUUGGCUCUGUUCUUCUUCUCCAUGGCCACAUCGCUCAUAUCACCCUGUCCCCUGCGUGUGGGCACUGCUGUGCUGUCCCCUCACCGUGGGCCUGCUUUCUGGAUCACGUUGGCCACAGGACUGCUGUGUAUUCUGCUUGGACUAGUCAUGGCAGUGGCCCACAGGAUGCAGCCUCACAGACUGAAGGCUUUCUUCAACCAGAGUGGAGAGGACCCAGUGCUGGAGUGGCGUUCCGAGGAAGGGGGACCCCUGAGUCCCCGCUACAGGUCCAUGGUUGAGAGUCCCGAGACUCAGGACAUCCCCAUGUCGGAGACUUCCUCUGAGAUAGGUUUUAAGGAGGAACACAUCAAAGAGUCUGACUGUGCCCUGUAAUGCCCCUCUGAUGGCGGCCCCCUGAGUUUCCAGACUGGCUCCAGACCUCGCUGGAGCCUCCCUAAACCCGCCAGAACGGCCCAGGAGGUGGGUUUGGGUUGUAUCAGAUGCUCAGCUCCAACUUUAAAAAAAAAAAGAUCAAAAGUCUCAAGGUUCUGAAGAGAGGUCAGUCAUGCCUCGAAACUGCUGUUAUUAAGAAAGACAACGGGGGUGGUUGUUAUUCUGUAAAACAUCCACCCUCUUGGAUGCUUUGCCUCUUCAAGGUCAACCUCCCUCUCAUAACAAAUAUUUUGGGCAUCAAGUGAUCCCUCAGCACCCAUCACUUGGUUUUUGGGUGGGCUGCCCCCCCCACCGCACCCCAUUUCUUUUUCUGUUGCAUUCACAGCUUAUGUGACCUCUGUCUGGAUCUGCACUGUAAGGGGACCAAGCAUCUUGUUCCACUUCUAACACUAACCAGUUGUAUGCCACAUCCUCCUUGAGUUUCAGUUCCGGAAUAUGCUAUGUAAGAUUCUAGGACUUGGGAAGAACCGCUGGAAAAGUCCCAGAUGUGUACAAUGUGUGUGAGUGGUUUGCCUGCACCUAUGUCCGUGCACCACUUGUAUGCAGUGCCAGCAGGGGCCAGAAGAAGGCGUUGCAGAGAUCUCCUGGAACUGGAGUUACAGGCAGUUGUUAGUCGCUCUGUGGGUAUUAGUACUCCAACCCCAGUACCCUCUACCUGAACCAUCUCUCCAGACUCCCAGGAUUUAUAUUUUUAUGCCUCGCUGUUUCUCUUUUAGCUCUCAGGCACACACACACAAAAAGAAGACAGUGGGAAAAAUUAGUGAAUCAACGCUAAAAUCCUACUAUUUCCCAGUACAUUCAGUUUGGCUAAUAGAGAAAGAUUUGGGCAGUGUGACCACCCCGUGGGGCCGCUCACGAAGAUGCAGGUGCCUGUCAGUUCCUCUCGGGCCUCACUAGAGGGCGCGCCUCUCCCAGAUCCCUUCUGUGUUUCUCUGAUUUCUCAGCACCUGAAUUUACAAUACCAGAUUAUCACUAGCCUAGCGCGAAGCUUCUCAAGGUUGUGUGACUCCAAGGGCCAAGAGAUGUCAAGAAAAUGGAUGGGCGGGGAAUU
Messenger RNA from Peromyscus maniculatus bairdii (prairie deer mouse), 2365 nucleotides. It is a transcript of the gene Duoxa1, whose product is annotated as dual oxidase maturation factor 1. The record is from RefSeq and is a predicted model, not a curated record. Gene Ontology annotation, cellular component: endoplasmic reticulum membrane. Gene Ontology annotation, biological process: protein transport. Lineage: Eukaryota; Metazoa; Chordata; Mammalia; Rodentia; Cricetidae.